Molecule: messenger RNA, 1612 nt
Organism: Parastagonospora nodorum SN15
Lineage: Eukaryota; Fungi; Ascomycota; Dothideomycetes; Pleosporales; Phaeosphaeriaceae
Exons: 2
Coding region: 1-1557 (518 amino acids)
Molecular function (GO): oxidoreductase activity, acting on paired donors, with incorporation or reduction of molecular oxygen; monooxygenase activity; iron ion binding
Source: RefSeq, a predicted model, not a curated record
AUGGUCCAGAUCACAACAAGGCGGACUGACUUUCCCAAGCCACUGGACAUGUACAAAGCGCUCGAUAUUUAUGGAAAAAAUCUGAUUUCAACCGAAGGCCCAGAAUGGCGCAUGCAUCGCAAGCUCGCUGCGCCCAGUUUUGGAGAAAAGAAUAAUCAGUUGGUUUUCACAGAAUCGAUUCAUCACGCCAAAUCAUUGCUGGGUUUGUGGACUGGAGCCGACGGUCGUGGCAAUAAGACGGUAGCUGACCCAUCUCACGGGGCAAUGAACCUCGCCCUCUAUAUCAUUAGCAGUGCAGGCUUUGAUGUACGCGUGGUCUGGCCGCAUGAAGAGGGGAUUCCGGUAGCAGACAGGAAAACAGAGGGCAGAUCCAUGUUUGUGGGCUCUGAGACGCCAUCUGGUCACCAGAUGAACUACCGUGAAGCAAUAGGCGAGCUACUGCAUAACAUCAUGUGGACCAUUAUCAUUCCUCCCAAAUAUCUGCUCAAGUCACCGAUUAAGUUUCACCGCAAGGUUGGCAAGGCAGUCGUUGAAUGGGGCCUCUACAUGGACGAGCUGUAUGAGCUCAAAAAAAAGCAGGUAGCUUCUGGUAAUGCUGCAGAUGGUAUGGAUCUCUUCGAAGCACUUAUCCGAGGAAGCGGCAUCCUCGAUGAGAAGACUACAGAACUACAGAAGAGCGACCUUCUUGGUAAUGCGUUUGUGCUCAUGCUUGCUGGUCACGAGACAACCGCCAAUACUCUACACUUCUCUCUGAUAUACCUGGCCAUGAAUUGGAGUUCACAGAGGCGACUACAAGAGGAUAUUGAAAAUUGCAUGCAGGGCAAGCCCAUACAGGACUGGACGUACGAAGAAGACUUUCCGAAGCUCUUUGCUGGCAUGACAGCAGCAGUAAUGAACGAGACUCUUCGCCUACUACAGCCCAUCGUCAACAUACCUAAGUCCACUGCGCCGGGACGGCCGCAGCAAAUCACUCUUGGGAGAGAGCAGCACACUAUUCCAGGUGGAACACACGUCUGGCUCAGCUCCGCUAUUCAUCGAAACCCAAAGUAUUGGCCGGGCCCCGCAGACUCGCCCAGUAAUGAAGGCAUACAAGACGUCGACUGCUUCAGACCUGAGCGUUGGCUCACAAGCUCGAACAAUGGCGAUGAUUUCGUAGACAUUAACUACGACGAAGAGGAACUCCGUGGUCCGUCCGGCGAAGAUACGUCCUCGCAGCUCUUCAAGCCCGAAAAAGGCGCGUAUAUUCCUUUCAGCGACGGGUUCAGAUCCUGUAUCGGCCGACGCUUUGCACAGGUAGAGGUGAUGGCUGUUAUGGCUACCAUCUUCACACAGUACAGUGUCGAGUUGGCAGUGGAUGAUUUUGCCAGUGACGACGAGGUUGAGAGGAUGCCGAAGGGUGGCAAGCAGAGAAGAGACCUAUACCAAAAGGCUUGCGAUAGGGCAGACUACUAUUUGAAAGAAAAGAUGGCCAGCAUCGUUACUUUACAGCUGAGGGGUGUCUCCAUUCCAAUUCGGUUGGUCAGGAAAGGGGAGGAGAGAUUUUUGUUCGACCAAUGAUUGAUCGUGUAUACUACAUAUGAUUUUAAUUUGAGACUGCAAUGGCUUCAUCCGC